This is a messenger RNA of Labrus bergylta (ballan wrasse), 762 nucleotides long. Lineage: Eukaryota; Metazoa; Chordata; Actinopteri; Labriformes; Labridae. The record is from RefSeq and is a predicted model, not a curated record.
AAGAUGUCCAUGAGCAAUAUGUCUUAGUGUUUCUGCCUCCCUUUUUGUUAGCAUUUUAAACAUCUGAUAACUGAAAUCAGUGUUUGUGUCAAAGUAACAGUGGCUCUGUAUCCUAUGUCUAGUUUUAAAUGUUUACAUGAAUUUGAGCUGAAGUGCUCAUCAAUAGUAAAGUCUAUGAAUACAAAAACUUCUCUGUGCGUGUUGUACCCAUCCUACAGUCGGAUGGUAGUGGUACCAUCUUUUCUUCUUCUAAUGGAGCUACUGUAUCUCAUUCAGGUUUGGUCUCACAAAGAGUACCCUCUGAUCCCUGUGGGCAAACUGGUGCUCAAUAGGAACCCAAUGAACUACUUUGCUGAGGUGGAGCAACUCGCCUUCGAUCCCAGCAACAUGCCACCAGGCAUCGAGGCCAGCCCAGACAAGAUGCUGCAGGGCCGUCUCUUCUCCUACCCAGACACGCAUCGACACCGGCUGGGAGCUAACUACCUGCAGCUCCCUGUCAACUGUCCAUUCAGGAGCCGUGUGACCAACUACCAGCGCGAUGGUCCGAUGUGCAUGUUUGACAACCAAGGUGGAGCCCCAAACUACUAUCCCAACAGCUUCAGUGCUCCUGACAUCCAGCCUCAGUUUGUGGAGUCCAAGUUCAAGGUGUCUCCAGAUGUGAGCCGUUACAACAGUAGAGAUGAGGACAAUGUCGCAGGUAACCAGGAUCGUGACAAGGCUAGAGAUGAUUGGCUUUAUUUUGAAGCUAUCCUGUCUGUAUGA